CUUCAAGAUGAUGUUUGCGGCAAUGCUGAAGAUAUUUACAAUUAUAGCAGCCCUCUCAGGCCACAUCAGCAGUGUUACAGUGACAGUCCCACAAAACCCAGUGAAUGUCACCGUUGGUGGAAAUGCCACACUUCUCUGCACUUACACGACAUCACCUCUGGAAAAACUUCUUAUUCAGUGGACCUUCUACAAUGCCAAGGAGAAGCAACAGAGCACAAUCUAUUUUUAUCAGGAUGGACAGUCGUAUGAAUAUGGAAAGUUUCAGAAUAGAAUCACAGCUGCAACAAACCCAGGAAAUGCAUCAAUAACAAUCUCUAACAUGCAGCCCUCAGAUACAGGCCUCUAUAACUGUGAAGUUCUCAACCUACAAGAUCCAAAUAGACAGAACCAAAAAUCAGUGGUCGUCAGGGUACUAGUCAAACCUUCACAGCCCCUCUGCAAUAUACAGGGAACACCUGAGUCCGGUCACAUUUCUCUUGCCUGUCAUUCACAAGAAGGGAUGCCUCCUCCUACAUACCAGUGGCAGAGACUGUCAGGGAAUACCAUCAAACCUGUGAAAGAACAAUACAAUCCAGAAACUGGGCUGCUUAUUAUUGGAAAUCUCACCACCUUUGAAACAGGAUACUACUACUGCAUUGCCAGUAACUUCCUGGGAAACAGCAGCUGUCAACUUGACCUGACUGCAACCCACUUGGAAGGAAGCAUCAUUGCUGGAGCAUUAAUUGGAGCAAUACUGUUGACAGCUGUUAUCUUCAUUAUUGUCUGCGUUUUAACCAAAAAGGAGAAGAAAAAGAGAAAAGAGAAGGCAACAAUUAAUGAAACACAGCCGAUGACUAAGAACCAACAGACCAAUCUGGAAUAUGCUGACGUCCCUAGCGAGGAAAAUAUACCUACUGCUGCAGCUCCGCUGACCAACACAACAAACGAGCAGUCUAACCCUGAGGAGGCUACUGCCCCUGGAAUACCUGAAAAUGAGGAAGUGCAAGGAAGGGAGACGGAAGAAAUGGACUAAACUGCCAUUGCAGUUUUUCUCACCAGCUCUAGACCUCGGCAGCUAUGUUAGUAUUGAAUUAGUACCGUGAGUAGUGGGGGUUUAAACCCAGAAACCUGCCUUUGUGUUAUGAACCAGAAGGCAGGCUUCCAACGAACCAAGAAACGUGUGUAUCACAACAUACAUGUUUAAAAUUGAUUACUGCAUUCACUGUCUAGCAAUGGCUACAUAUAGAUAUGAAUGUAGCAUGUCUCUGUACAUCCAACCUAUUUUAGAUUAUUAGAAUAGUUUAGAAAGCUGCAAUUUGUUACCAACAGCCAAUCAAAAACAUACAUGAGGUGUAUAAAUCCAGAGCACUUGUAAAUAGAGGAGUCAUUUCAGAAAGGAAACAGUCAGACAUCAACAGAUAAAUGUGAGGUAUGCCACAAGCAGAGAACUACAAAAGACCUACCAACUUAGCCAGGACCUUCUAACAUCUGAAGACUGGAUCUUUCACCUUGGAAUCAGUGGGAUUUAAAGAACGUAGGAGCAAACCAUUAAGUCAGAUUCAGUAAAGGACUUCCGCAGAACUUGGGUGCCUUCAUCCAAAAUCAGAGUCCCAAAAGCCCACACUAAACUUUUGCCUAACCCUGGAGCAUCUAAACUUCAUGUGUUCCAAAGUUCCCCAAAUGGCUGGUGCUGCAUCGCCGUAUUCAUCCCCGUCCUGACAGUUUCUAGCCUUCAGCACUUCAAGGCAAGUUCAUGAUUGCAACCAAUCAGGAUCCAGAAAUUGGGAAACCAUCUAGGUCUCUGCAAGGGGCUCAAGGUGACAAGUGUACAACAAGAAAGUCUAGCAUAUACUGAUAAGAUUGGGCUCUUCAAACUGCAGUUUCAGCUUUCACUUUGCUUUGAAAUAUGUAGGGGAGAGGGGAAAUGAUGCUGCACCCCUUCUGUAUAAUUGCCUAGGAAGUAGAAGACCAAAGCUCAGCACCUUGUUCUCCUUGUAGGGAUUCAAGUUUCUCUCAAUGGGCUAGAAACAGAUCCCCUCUUGUAGUUUCUCUGAUCCAAUAAGCUUUGUUGUUUUUUUCUUUCUGCACCACCGCACAGGAUGGGUAAAGUGUGAUUUCACCUAUACUAGCCUAUAGCCUGGUAGGAUCAAAUACCUCCAGGGAAGAGGGAACUGAGCACUUCCAGUACAGGUGCCCUAAGCCACCACACUAUUAUAUAGAGGCAGGGCUUCCGUGCUCGUGUUCUUUCAUACACUGGUUGAGACAUCAGCUCAGCAUCCCACAGCUGUUUGCAGCAUUUUUAAAAUGCUGUUGUGCCGUAGUUGAAAAUUGAAAAGGACAGAAUUCCAACACUACUGAAAGCAAUGACACCAGGAUUUCACACUAAGAUUUCCAGCCCCCUCCCCACCUUUAUAAUCUCUAAGAUGGGGGACAAAUUUCAAAUUAGUCUCGGCCCUUAAUUUUAAAUGAAAGCUUGCCCAAGCAAAGAUUAAGCCUGGACCUUUUACAUUUUCUGUUAAGGGUAACAGGUUUCCUGUAAUUACAUCUAAACCACCCUGUGAACAUGACAGCCUGAGGCAUUCAACAAGCUCAGUAGUAAAAGAAAAAGUGACAAGAAAGUACCUCUAACUCAUUUUGGCUGCUUGCAAA
Messenger RNA from Gavialis gangeticus (Gharial), 2628 nucleotides. RefSeq names its product V-set and immunoglobulin domain containing 1 (gene VSIG1). Gene Ontology annotation, cellular component: plasma membrane. The record is from RefSeq and is a predicted model, not a curated record. Gene Ontology annotation, biological process: epithelial cell morphogenesis; maintenance of gastrointestinal epithelium. Bases 8 to 1012 code for a protein of 334 amino acids. The transcript is spliced from 7 exons. Lineage: Eukaryota; Metazoa; Chordata; Crocodylia; Gavialidae.